AUGAACCGCUUACUGCCCAAAGAGCCGAAAUGGACAGAAUCUGCAGUUAAUCCGCAAUGCAUGAUUAAUGACAUCGGGAUAUCGAAGGAACCCACGUCAUCGCAGCAGGACAACACGAUUAAGAAGUACGAGGAAAAAAAUUCACGGCUAAAACAUGGGAUGAAGGAGCAGGAGAACACCAUCCACAACCUUGUACGGCACCACAAAGAAACCGUGGGCCAGUUUGAUUAUAACAUGGCAAGGAUGGCAUACCAGCUCCAGAAACAGGCAAAGAUGAUCACCGACCUUGAGUGGCAGAAAGGAAUGCUGCUUCGGAAUCUCGAGGAACAGACCAGAAUAUCGUAUGCACUAGGACAGCAAGAUACGAAGACGAGGGAAGUCUUCGGUAACAUUUCCAGCACGAUGUUCUUGGAGUUCGAUAGACAGAAAGGCAUAAUUGACGAAAAAACGAGCGCUAUCCUCGAACUUGAAGCACAGAAACGAAAACUCGCUGGCGAUCUUGAGCUACAAAAUGGAAAGAUCGCUUUGGUGCUUGAAUAUCUCACAAAAAACAGUGAAGAAUGUGCCUCUCUCUGGGACUAG
This is a messenger RNA of Penicillium psychrosexuale, 582 nucleotides long. RefSeq lists its product as uncharacterized. The transcript has a single exon. Lineage: Eukaryota; Fungi; Ascomycota; Eurotiomycetes; Eurotiales; Aspergillaceae. The record is from RefSeq and is a predicted model, not a curated record. Bases 1 to 582 code for a protein of 193 amino acids.